This is a messenger RNA of Cinclus cinclus, 1069 nucleotides long. RefSeq names its product paired like homeodomain 1 (gene PITX1). Gene Ontology annotation, cellular component: nucleus. The record is from RefSeq and is a predicted model, not a curated record. Bases 1 to 909 code for a protein of 302 amino acids. Gene Ontology annotation, molecular function: DNA-binding transcription factor activity, RNA polymerase II-specific; RNA polymerase II cis-regulatory region sequence-specific DNA binding. NCBI's taxonomy places the organism in Eukaryota, Metazoa, Chordata, Aves, Passeriformes, Cinclidae. Gene Ontology annotation, biological process: regulation of transcription by RNA polymerase II; anatomical structure morphogenesis. The transcript is spliced from 3 exons.
AUGGAUUCCUUUAAAGGUGGAAUGAAUUUGGAGAGACUGCCUGAGAGCUUGAGACCCCAACCCUCCCAUGACAUGGCUUCCAGCUUCCAUUUGCAAAGAUCCUCGGAACCCAGAGACCCGAUCGACAACUCAGCCAGUGAAUCCUCCGACACGGAGGUGCCAGAAAAAGAGCGUAGCGGCGAGCAGAAAAACGAGGACGCGGCCGCCGACGACCCGGCGAAGAAGAAGAAGCAGCGGCGGCAGCGGACCCACUUCACCAGCCAGCAGCUGCAGGAGCUGGAGGCCACCUUCCAGAGGAACCGCUACCCCGACAUGAGCAUGCGGGAGGAAAUCGCCGUCUGGACCAACCUCACCGAGCCCCGAGUCCGGGUUUGGUUCAAGAACCGCCGAGCCAAGUGGAGAAAGCGGGAGCGGAACCAGCAGAUGGACCUGUGCAAGAACGGCUACGUGCCCCAGUUCAGCGGGCUGAUGCAGCCCUACGACGACAUGUACGCCGGCUACCCCUACAACAACUGGGCCACCAAAAGCCUCACCCCGGCGCCGCUCUCCACCAAGAGCUUCACCUUCUUCAACUCCAUGAGCCCCCUGUCCUCGCAGUCCAUGUUCUCGGCGCCCAGCAGCAUCCCCUCCAUGAACAUGCCCUCCAGUAUGGGCCACUCGGGCGUGCCGGGCAUGGCCAACUCCGGCCUCAACAACAUCAACAACAUCAGCGGCUCCUCGCUCAACUCGGCCAUGUCCUCGCCGGCCUGUCCCUACGGGCCACCGGGCUCGCCCUACAGCGUCUACCGGGACACUUGCAACUCCAGCUUAGCCAGCCUCAGACUGAAAUCAAAGCAGCACUCCAGUUUCGGCUACAGCAGUUUGCAAAGCCCCGGCUCUAGUUUAAACGCCUGUCAGUACAACAGUUGACGGACUUGACACAAACCACCUCCGACAAAACACCGCCGACAAAGUGAAGCAGAAGCAAAGCGACGUUUAAUGGAAAAGAAAAAAAAAAUUAAACCCCAUGAUGAUUAAAAGCAAAACCCAAGCAAGUGAGAGUGGGGAAAAAAAAUAAAAUAAAAUAAAA